GACUUUCGGGUUCCCGCAGGUAGUGGGCACCAUUGGGGCCACUCCGGCCUGCAGCUUCGACAACCUGCGGGAGAUCGGGGAAGUGGCGCAGGAAUUUGAGCUGUGGCACCACGUGGACGCCGCUUACGCAGGGUCAGCGCUGGUGUGCGAGGAAUACCGCUACCUGAUGGAUGGAGUAGAGUUGGCCGAAAGUUUCAACUUCAACCCCCACAAAUGGCUACUUGUCAACUUCGACUGCUCUGCCAUGUGGAUAAAGAACGCCCAUGAUGUGGUCGACGCCUUCAAUGUCGACCCGCUGUACCUCAGACACGACCAUCAGGGCCAGCAGCCUGAUUACCGGCACUGGCAGAUCCCAUUAGGCAGGCGUUUUCGUUCUCUGAAGCUGUGGUUCGUCAUGCGGUUGUAUGGUAGGCAAGGGCUCCAGGACCACAUUAGGAAGCAGAUAGCGUUGGCACAUGAGUUCGAAGCAGUGGUAAGAGAGGACCCCCGCUUCGAAAUCUUCUUCCCUGUUACUCUUGGACUUGUUUGCUUCCGACUCAAGAACGAAAGCAACGACGUUAAUGAUAGUCUGCUGAAAAGUAUCAACGCAGGCGGCGUCAUCCAUAUGGUUCCCUCCAAGGCCAAGGACACGUACUUUCUCAGGUUCGCAGUGUGCUCCAGAUUUACUGAACACGCAGAUAUUGUAAAAGCCUGGCAGGAAGUGAAAAAAGCAACUGAGAAUAUACUGACCAAGCAUUAAAGAAAAUCUGCUUGAGGAUGGUCCGCAAAGAAAAUUCCCCUGGGAAACUCCACGAAAAUGGCCUUCAGCAAGACACUGGGAAUACCAGUGAAGGCUAUUUUUUGUAAUGAAGAAGAGGUCUAACAUUGAAAUCAUAAACACACACACACACACACACACACACGAACACAUGCACACACACACACACACACACACACACACACACACACACACACACACACACACACACACACACACACACACGCACGCACACAUACUUCACAUUAACCUUAAAUAUUGACAUCAAUUACCGACUUUAACAGUUCUGUUCCAUUUACUGGGCGAAGUGUCCUUGUCGAUAAUACAAAGUAAAACCGAAUUCCUUAUGAGCAGUGCAUUUGUCACCAGUUUCAUGAUACCAAAAGCAAGGACACGACUGUCUUUCAUUAAUGUUACCUUGGAUUUUGAAUAUGAAACACAUCGUACCUCACAUUUAUUUUAGUUAUCAAAACUGAUGUACUAUUUUCUGACCAAAGGUCCAAUCAAUUAUGUCUCAUGUCUUGUCUUGAGAAUCAGUUAAAGCAACUCACAUUGAGGUGUUUCGAGGCAUAAUACACAGGGCUUUCGACCAUAAUUGUACAUCAUACCAACAUUCAUCUCAUCUAGUGUUGAAUAGUAAAGGGUGUUUUGAUGUACCUUAUGACUACAAUACGUUUAGAAUAAAUAAUUCGCAAUUCAG
This is a messenger RNA of Penaeus monodon (black tiger shrimp), 1457 nucleotides long. RefSeq names its product aromatic-L-amino-acid decarboxylase-like. The record is from RefSeq and is a predicted model, not a curated record. Lineage: Eukaryota; Metazoa; Arthropoda; Malacostraca; Decapoda; Penaeidae. Gene Ontology annotation, biological process: serotonin biosynthetic process; catecholamine metabolic process; amino acid metabolic process. The transcript is spliced from 7 exons. Bases 167 to 739 code for a protein of 190 amino acids. Gene Ontology annotation, molecular function: pyridoxal phosphate binding; aromatic-L-amino-acid decarboxylase activity.